This is a messenger RNA of Sordaria macrospora k-hell, 1113 nucleotides long. RefSeq lists its product as uncharacterized. NCBI's taxonomy places the organism in Eukaryota, Fungi, Ascomycota, Sordariomycetes, Sordariales, Sordariaceae. Gene Ontology annotation, molecular function: oxidoreductase activity. The record is from RefSeq and is a predicted model, not a curated record.
AUGCAAGCAGUCACCUCAUCACUCAGGAGGACCGCCAUCAGAUUCAGACCUCAUAUACCAUCUACCAAACUGACCCAACAUCAACAUAUCCGCACCCUCACCACCACCACCACCACCACCACCACCACCACCACCACCACCACUACCACAACCCCAGUCACAGCCAAAAUGACAACUGGCACCUUCCGCUACGCCGAUCCUCUCACCAUAAACCGCUCCACUACCCCCUUCCUCAAGUCCUGGUCAAAAGUAGACGUCGACUACUCCUCCUUCUCACGGGUCUCCAUCCCAAAAUUUGUUCACGAUCUACGCUCCGCCCUUCAAUCCUCCCCAACAGAUUUCGGAGUCGACAUCUCCGGCUUUGCUUUAUACCAACACCCUGCCACCGAGAAAUCAUUCACCGACGAAUCAGCCAUUCGGACAGGGUACUACGCCGAGGUAGAAGCUUUACUUCGGCAAAAAUUACCGGGCAUCAAAAGGGUUGAGAUCUUCGACCAUACUAUUCGUCGAAACAACGAUUCGGCGGCACGAAAGCCCGUGCAACAGGUACACGUCGAUCAGACCCCCGCGGCAGCCGCCGCUAGGGUGCGCAGACAUGUAUCCCCGCCGGAAGAAGCGGACAAGUUGUUGAAGGGCCGGUACCAGAUCAUCAACGUGUGGCGCCCCAUCUCGCAUCCGGCGACGGAUUUUCCGCUGGCGUUUAUUGAUUGGCGAUCGACAAACCCGGGGGAUCUGGUGCCGAUUGACCUGCUUUAUCCCAAGCGACGGCCCGAGGAGGACGAUGGUGACGAUCGCGGGAAGGAGAUUUUCCCGCCCGAGGAGACGUGGCCCAGCACCGAGGGGUAUGAAGUCAAGGGCGAGACGUACGGGGUUGUGCCGAGUGAGGGACAUAAGUUUUAUUAUGUCAAGGAUAUGAAGCCCGAGGAGGUAGUGCUGAUUAAGUGCUUUGAUAGUUGGGGUGAGGGACUGGAGGAGCCGUGGGGGAGGGGAAAGAAGGGCGUGGCGGGGUGGACGCCGCAUACGGCUUUUGUGGAUCCGGCGACGCCGGAGGGAACGCCAGGACGGGAGAGCAUUGAGGUUAGGUGUUUGGUGUUUUAUGAGGACGAGGAGUAA